Molecule: messenger RNA, 1627 nt
Organism: Quercus lobata
Lineage: Eukaryota; Viridiplantae; Streptophyta; Magnoliopsida; Fagales; Fagaceae
Product: ankyrin repeat-containing protein BDA1-like
Exons: 2
Coding region: 204-1598 (464 amino acids)
Molecular function (GO): protein binding
Source: RefSeq, a predicted model, not a curated record
GUUGUGGAAACUAGAACUUUGCCAUAACUCGAAGAUCUUGACUUGCAUCUCUCAAAAACCAAAUUUCCUUCCCCAAAUAAGAAACCAAUGCAUUUGCAAAAAUACUCCAUUUUCUUCACUCCAGCUAGCUGCUAGCUAUCAGCCUAUAACCAUUAAUUUCCACUAGUUUAGAUCAUAUAUAGCACGGAAAAACCGGCCUUACUAUGUCAGCCUACUCUAUAAUUGGUGAGAGAAUUGUUAAGUUGAACGCGGUUGCUCUACAUGGAAAUAUUGCAGCCUUUUACAGUUUAAUAAUUCGGGAGAAUGUGAGAAUUUUGGAGGACAUCGAUGAGCUACCAUUUGUAGAUACUCCUUUACACAUAGCCGCAUCUGCUGGGGGCCCACAACACAUCCAAUUUGCUAUGGAGAUGAUGAGAUUAAAGCCCUCAUUUGCCAGGAAGCUAAAUCUAAAUGGGUAUAGCCCCAUUCACCUUGCUCUACAAGAAGGGCAUACCCAGAUGGUGCGUCGGCUUCUACAGGUAGAUGGAGACCUUGUCCGUGUAAAAGGAAAGGAGGGUAGAACUCCUUUGCAUGAUGUUGCUGCAGCAGCAGCAACAGAGCAGCAACUUGCUCUAAUGGACAAAUUUCUAUCAUACAAUCCCAAUUCUAUUGAAGAUGCGACGAUUCAAAAUCAAACCGCUCUGCAUAUUGCCCUGGAAAACAACAACUUGCAUGCUUUUAAACGCUUGGUAAGAUGGCUUCGAAAAAAUAAGCGUGAAAAUGCCAGGGAGAUACUGAACCGGCAGGAUGAAAAAGGCAACACUCUGUUGCACGUGGCAGUAUCCAAAAAUCAAACCGAGGCCGUGAGGAAGUUACUAAAUUGUGGGGUUAAUUUAAAGGCUAGGAAUUUGGAGGGUCAUACAGCACAGGACAUGUUGCAAGAACAAACACAAGUAAACAACAGCGGGAUCAGGGAUUUGCUAAUAUGCUGUGGAGCCUUAUCAUGUUCAUUGAGACCAGGAAUACUCAGAAAAAUUGUCUUUUUUUUUGAGAGAUUACGACUACUCAUAAAAUCUGCUCGUGAAGGGUCGAAAAUAUCGAACGACGACCGCAAUGCGCUUUUGGUGGUUGCUGCCCUGCUUAUAACAAUCACCUAUCAAGUAGUUAUCACCCCUCCUGGGGGACUUUGGCAAGAUAAUGAAACUAUUUCGUCUCUACACCACGCAGGGACAGCCAUUGCCCAACAAACUUAUGGCAAUUUUGAGAUCGUUGCAACGAUAAAUUAUAUAACAUUUACGCUCUCAGCCAUAAUGACUUUUCUACUCCUUCCAAGAGGGUACAUUAGUGCGCUGUUCAAGAUGGCUCUAAUCCAAUUGUGGGCCUCCUACUAUUAUUCAUUGGCAGUCAUACUUGAAUAUGGGAAUGUUUUAUAUUACUGUCUUAUUAGUACCGGGCUUUGUUUUGUUUUGGUCCUCUUUGCUUUUUUUGGCAGACAAUUCUGUUGGGCCAGAAUAAAAUGCCUGCAUCUUCAUUGGAUUUUCUAUAUAGUUUAUGCGUGUAUAAUGUUUUUAAUGGCCUUGGUGGGUCAAUCUUUAUUUGAAGGAGGAAGAGCACGGUGAUUUUAUUUAAGAAGCUGUGUGGGUUCUUU